GGCUUUUCCUGGUCCGGUGCUAGAGAGAGGCAGUGAAUCCUCCAGUUUAAAGAGACCGUGUAUUUUCGGUCACUGAGUGACGGCUCAGGGAUACCGGGCUCACCCGGAGACUGGAGGAUGGUGUGCGGCGGCUUUACCUGCUCAAAGAAUGCGCUCUGCGCGCUUAAUGUGGUGUACAUGCUGGUGGGCUUGCUUCUGAUUGGUGUGGCAGCGUGGGGAAAAGGCUUCGGUAUAGUCUCCAGUAUCCACAUUAUUGGUGGGGUGAUCGCGGUCGGAGUGUUCCUGGUCCUCAUUGCUGUCCUGGGAUUAUUUGGGGCAGCUACUCACCAUCAAGUGUUGCUCUUUAUUUAUAUGCUUGUUUUGAGUUUGGUCUUUAUAUUCCAGCUUGCUGUUUCAUGUUCAUGUUUGGCAGUGAAUACAUCACAGCAGGAAAAGUUUCUUAGUGGAACGUGGAUGCGAAUGAGUAAUCUUACUCGGGAGGAGUUGGAAUCAACGUUGGACUGCUGUGGGCUGCUGAAUAAUACUGCACAGGAUUUAGAGCAAUAUAACAUAGAUUAUGCCUCUUGCAAAGCAAAAUGCAAACAAUCCCCAAACGAGAAGUGUCAAACCUGUGGGCAGAAAAUGCUGAAACAUGCAGAUGAAGCCCUUAAAAUUCUUGGAGGAGUUGGACUCUUCUUCAGUUUCACAGAGAUUCUUGGAGUGGUGCUUGCAUUUCGCUAUAGGAAUCAAAAAGAUCCUCGUGCAAAUCCAAGUGCUUUUCUAUAGUGAUGCUGAGCCUCAUCUCAUAAAGACCCCUCAACCAUGUAUUUUCUGUUCUUGAACCUUACUGCUAACUUUGUGUCAUAUGGAUUCGAUUUUCCGUUUGGCAAAAUGAUAGGAUGUUGACAGAGGAAGAAGUCAAAGCCAAGCUAAAAUUAAAUUAAAAAGAUCAACCCUAAGGACUAUGAUAAAAAAUGCAAUUAUGCUACAACUUGAGAGGGGACAUUUCAUUUACUGCUCCUUUUUGUAACCCCUUUUAGAUUGGUUUUGUGUUUGGUUUUUUUCCUGCUGCAAUUUGAAGUUUUUUAAACCUGGUUUGGCAUGUAGUCUAGGUACUUAAAUGGCUUUUUAAAUAUUAAAUGGUCAUGUGCAAAACAGUGGACAGAAUGGUGAGAACAGUUGCUGUAUUCUUUGAAUGACAAAUUAUGUUUAUGUAUUUGUAUAUAGGAAUACACACUUCCUAAUAUUGA
This is a messenger RNA of Bombina bombina (fire-bellied toad), 1229 nucleotides long. RefSeq names its product tetraspanin 31 (gene TSPAN31). The coding region runs from base 118 to 765 and encodes 215 amino acids. Lineage: Eukaryota; Metazoa; Chordata; Amphibia; Anura; Bombinatoridae. Gene Ontology annotation, cellular component: membrane. The transcript is spliced from 6 exons. The record is from RefSeq and is a predicted model, not a curated record.